Molecule: messenger RNA, 4103 nt
Organism: Seriola aureovittata
Lineage: Eukaryota; Metazoa; Chordata; Actinopteri; Carangiformes; Carangidae
Product: phospholipid scramblase 2-like
Exons: 8
Coding region: 371-1306 (311 amino acids)
Biological process (GO): plasma membrane phospholipid scrambling
Cellular component (GO): plasma membrane
Molecular function (GO): phospholipid scramblase activity
Source: RefSeq, a predicted model, not a curated record
GAACGUCAAUGAAAAAUAGUAAAAUUAUCUCCCUGUUUCCGUGAACUUGAUGAUAAUAUUCGUGUUCAGAUUUGCUUAUGGUCAUUUGAGCCUGAAAGGGGUGGAGAGAAUAUAUAUAUAAAAAAAAAAAAAAAAAGGAGGAGUGGAGAGCGGCAAAGCCAGAAGCAACAAACAGGUUGAAGGAGGAAGACGAUAAAAAAAAAAAGCUCCGGGGGUCGGGUAUUUUCUUCUCUAUCUCAUUGCAUUGUUUUCUCUCACUUUUAUAUUUGGGACAGAGAGGACACCAGCUGCCAAGAGUCACUGGGAGUGGACCAGGAAGUGUGACCUUGUUUUACUCCGUGCCCAGAAAAACCUAAGCCAGCUCCUCACCAUGUCUGCUCCUGGUUACCCAGACAGCCAGGCUCCCUACCCCAUGUCUCAUCCCGGCGGCCACUCUGUAGCCCCUUAUCCCGUUCCCCCAGGGGGAUAUGGAGACCCGAGCCAAGCGCCUCCACCAGGCUUCAACAUGGGCUACAAUCCAGGCCAACCUCCAGUCAUGUAUCAGCCAGGUCCAGUGCCGGAGUAUGGUGGCCCUCCAGGAGCCAUCUCCCCGGCUCCAGUCGGGGCUCCAUCUGCGGUUCCUGUCGGAGUCCCGCCAGGGCUCGAGUACCUCACACAGAUUGACCAGAUCCUGAUUCACCAGAAAGUGGAACUCCUAGAAGCAUUCAUCGGGUUUGAGACCAACAACCAGUACGAGAUAAAGAACAGUCUCGGCCAAAAGAUCUACAAGGCCAAAGAGAAAAACGACUGCUGCACCAGGAACUGCUGCGGCUCGCUGCGCAGCUUCGACAUGAAGAUCAAGGACAACAUGGACAGAGAGGUCAUCCGCCUCAUCAGACCUUUCCGCUGUGUCUCCUGCUGGUGUCCCUGCUGCCUGCAAGAGAUGGAGGUCCAGGCACCGCCCGGCACCACCAUAGGCUUCAUCAAACAGGACUGGCAUCCUUUCGUGCCGCGGUUCUCCAUCCAGGGAGCAAACAAGGAAACCGUGAUGAAGCUGGAAGGGCCCUGCUUUGCCUGCAACUGCUGUGGGGACGUCAACUUUGAGCUGAAGGGGAAAGAUAGCGACAAACCCAUCGGUCGCAUCAGCAAGCAGUGGAGUGGUCUUCUGAAAGAAGUCUUCACUGACACGGACAACUUUGGCAUCCAGUUCCCACUGGACAUGGACGUGAAGAUGAAAGCUGUGCUCAUGGGAGCCUGCUUCCUCAUUGAUUUCAUGUUCUUCGAAAAGGUCGGGGAGGCCAACCAGCGCAGCACUGUGUUUUCAUAACAGGAAAAAAAGGAUGGGAAAACAACAGCAUGAGAGGAAAGGACUUUCUCCAGUUAUGCAUACUUUGUUCAUGUACUUAGUUUUUCCAUUUGUUUUUUCAAAUCCUUCCUUCACCAAACUCCAGCCAAUAAGUUGCCAACACUUUGAUCCUUUUAUAUACAAAUACGAACUGAUGUGAACUAACGACCUCUUGAUAGGGUGUCUGCCAAGAAUUUUUAAAAAAUCUAUCCAAACUCAGUGACUGACACUGACUGCCAUAUUGCCAGUACUCCUCACACUCCACACAGUCUGUAGAUAUUUUGUCUAUUUUUAAGCAAGUACUCCAGCUGAGACUUAAUUUCUGCCAAAGAAAAUCAACCCUAUCCCUCUGUCUUUUUCAGUGCCUACAUAAAGAAAUAAGAAUAAAAGUCACCACACAUAUUUGAAUAUGCUUUAUGCUACACUGGCAUUAAGAUUUUGUAUUUAUGCUAUAUGUAUAUUGAUUACUAAUGUACUUGUACUCAAUGAAGAAACUACAAUAGAUUAAGUUUAAGCGCAUGAUUGCUGUGGAUGCGUGUAGAAGCUGUAUUCAUUGCCUUGCUGGAUCUGUUGGUCCCACACUUUGGUCUAACAACCACUAUUGGUUGGAUUCAUUUUGUAUCAUAUAUCAUAUAACAACUUUGGUCAUCCCUUCACUUUUUAUUAAGCGCCACCUUCAGGUCAGAAGUUUAAUUUGUCCAUUACUUGGGUUUAUGACCAAAUACAUGCAAAACCAAUGACACUCAUUAUUCUCAGUUGAACCUUUUGUCAAGUGAUAAUUAGCAAAUGUUAGUAUGCAAGCAAGCUGAACUAGCACUGUUACCACUGUAAAUACUACACCUGCUUAACACCAGCAUGUUAGCAUUGUCACUAUGAGCAUUUUAGCACGCUAAAGCAUUUAACGUAAAGCACUGCUGUGCGUUAGUACAGUAAACUUUUAAUCUCGUUAUACGUGAACACCAUAUAGGAACACAUAUAAUAUAGACUUAUGUAAAAGUGUAGAAUGUAGGAAACUGCAUUAACCACAGUUAACAGGCUGUUGCUGUUUAGCUGAUAGGGAAGUAGUUGUGAUAGUGAGAGGGAAGUUUAACAGCUUGUAGUCAAAGUUGUGAACACAAGCGUGCUGACAGUAUUUACCUAAGUGCUUUAUCUCUACCUCUCAGCUGCCUUUCUCUUCCUCAAAGCCCGCCGUGUCUUCAAGCCUAUUGUACAUAAGACAACCAAACUGCAGCAGAGGCUGCAGGAUUAAUCCUCUCAUGUCUCCUCUGUGCUUUAGUUGCAGCCAUGGAGACUGACGCUGAACCUUGCCCUCCAAUUUCUCUAGAUACCACUGUGUUGAACUAGUGCCAGUGUAAUGAUAGAAGAGAGAGACAAUGUGGGUUAAGGUCAAGUGGGAAGACAUUUCAAGUAAAAGAGGAAUUGAAUUGAAUAAAAAGCAGAAUUUGGGGAUAGUUAAAGUUGAUCCGCCCGGGGAAAACCCAACCAUUAAUGUCUCUGAGGAAUGUGAAUAUGAAGUCGUGAACUCUGUUUUCAGCUCAUUUGCAGGUUGAUGUUUGCAAAUGUUGCUUAUUUCUGUCUAAUGCACCUGUUUUUCUUAAUUUGAUAAUCAUUCUGGUUUUCAUCAUUCUUGAGAAACAACAUGGGUUUGCCCCCGAUGAGGUUUCUUUGCCACUCGUGCUCUUAAAUCCAGACUCUGUUACACUGCCAGUAACUAAAUAUGUGUUAUUUCUGUAGCUGUUCACAUCUGUUUCCUGUUUGUUGCAAAACAAUUUUGUAUCACUUUCCUGUAACUCUGGUGUUGUAUGUUUGUUAAAUACAUUUUUUUUACAGAAACAAAAAAAAAACUAGUUCAAUAGGUAAAACAGAAACAAUAUUAAGCCAUUGUGAGAGUGUUGUGUUGCUUUGCUCUGGUGACUGUCCAGGAAAUUCUGGGGAAGGCCCACAUCUGGUUGUAAUUGGAAAAAAGGAUUGUUGCUUCAGAGGGAAAUACAGUCUCUAAUUCUCAUGCCCAUGAUUAAUCCAAAGACCAGUUUCACCAAAACUCUCUGCAUUAGUUACUGGUAACUUUCUCAACAGACUUUAUUGGAGUCAGUAUCAGCUUCCUUUCAGUCAUACCUGCUCACAUUCAUGUUAACAUAAAGAUCAUAUCCACGCCCUACUCCACAUGCAACAAAAGGAGACAGGCCGAAUGCCUGACUGCUCCAUCUCCUGGAAGCAAGUGAGAAAUACAAGAAUAGUGUUUAGGAGCAUGUCUGCACAUGUCCAUUGUGAGCCCGGUGAAUACUGAAAAUAUGGUUUUAGUUAUUACAAUGGAAGCAUAUGAGGUUGUUUAAAUUAUCCUUCAUUAAAACAUUCAACAUACCAAAAUAACAGUGUAUUAACCUCUAUAUGCCAACGCUUCAACACAAAACUGUCUAAGGACUCAUUUUUCAUUUGCAAAUAUUUUAUACUUUGUGUCAGAUCAGACCAGAUGAUCAAUUUUAUUCAACAAAACAAUUUUUAACAAUAUAAACACAUUCAUUAAGAUACAAAAACUAUUUGCAAAUAACGUCUACAUUGUGCAGGAUAACGUCUCAUUGAAAAUACAAAAACAAUUACAACAAAUAAAAACAAACAUUACAUGACGCAGUUAACUAUUUACAUUCGUCCCACACGUUUCCAUAUUGAGGUGGUGGCUGACUGUUGUACUGGGAAUCUCCAAGUGUCUCAGUUUGUCACUGUGAAGCAGGAUGCUGCUGAAAAAGUCAACCAUCCGUGCAUUAAUAAAAGGUAAAAUCAG